Messenger RNA from Rattus norvegicus (Norway rat), 6376 nucleotides. The record is from RefSeq and is a predicted model, not a curated record. NCBI's taxonomy places the organism in Eukaryota, Metazoa, Chordata, Mammalia, Rodentia, Muridae.
GCCCGUGGUAACCCGGAGUCUGCGGAAGUGUAGCUGCAGCACGGUGGCCGACAGGUAACCCGCAGCUCGGCUGUCAACCAGCCACUCCGGGUUAUGGGGAUCGGCGACCUCUGAUGAGGUGAGCAGGGAGCAGAGGAAGUACCGAGUGGAUGUAUUCUGUUGACAUGGACACAGACAUGACAAGGACCUUCAGAACUAUGAGAACUGACAAAACCUUUCACCGUAUAUAUGUAUGGGUCAGGGUUAAAGUUGACACAGAGCCUUCUUCCUCUGGUACAAGGAAUUGGAAGUUGUGGAAAGACAACCUAUGCCAGUGGGUGCUUCUUAUUUGGUAAGCCAGCCAUUUGUGAUUCUGAGCUGCUAGAGGAGAUAAGAAGCCUCAGCUGCGAUUCAGCAAAGCUACCAACUGCAAACUACACCAUGGACAUAAACCUGGACCCUUCUCGGGAUGAUCUGCCUCUCAUGGCCAACACCAGCCACCUGCUUGUGAAGCACUACGUACUGGAUUUGGAUGUGGACUUUGGAAGUCGAGUCCUUGAGGGCAACAUAGUGCUUUUCUUUGGAGAUGGAAACAGAUGUAAAAAACAAUCGAGUUCCUCCCAGGAAACCUUCCAGAUGGAGUCAGAGGAAGCCUACAUACUUAGGACAGCUGAACCCUGCCAUGUUCCAAAGAUGGAUUCAAAUACUUUCUCACCUAAGAUGGGACAUAGAGAAUUUGCAGUCUUUGGUAAAAGUGAUCAAGAUGCCUUUGAUAAUGAUGGUAACCAUGACAACAAGGAACAUGAUUCUGAGAGCUCUAGCUCAAAGUACUGCUGUGACACAGGGAAUCAUGGGAGAGAGGAUUUCUUGCUAGUGUUGGACUGCUGUGAUUUGUCUGUGCUAAAGGUAGAGGAGGUGGAUGUAGCUGCUGUGCCAGAUCUUGAGAAAUUUACAAAAGCUCCAAACCUCACAGCUGCUCCUGAGAAGCGCAGGUGUGAGAUUGUCCGUGACCUUGUGGCUCUGCCUGCAGAUGCUUGGAGGGAGCAGUUAGACUGCUACACUCGCUGCAGCCAGGCUCCUGGCUGUGGGGAGCUCUUGUUUGACUCUGACAAGUGGAGCUUACAGAUCAGGAAGAAGGGGGUUCCGACAGCUGCUGACUUUCCUCAUGCCAUCAGGAUAUGGUAUAAAACUAAACCUGAGGGGCAGUCAGUGACUUGGACCUCAGACCAGGAUGGCAGGCCAUGUGUUUAUACUAUGGGAUCCCCCAUCAACAACAGGGCCCUUUUUCCAUGCCAGGAACCACCGGUUGCCAUGUCAACAUGGCAGGCUACAGUUCGAGCAGCUGCAUCUUUUGUUGUUUUAAUGAGUGGGGAAAAGUCUGCCAAGCCCACACCACUUCGAGAAGGAUACAUGAGCUGGCAUUACUAUGUGACCAUGCCAAUGCCUGCCUCUACCUUCACAAUUGCAGUGGGAUGCUGGACAGAAAUGAAGCCCAAGACAUCCCCAUUAGAUGAUCUGACUGAGCACACCCUCCCCCUCCGACCAUCAGACGCUGACUUCAGGUAUGGUAACACCUGCAGUCAUAUGGAAUACCCCUGCCGGUUCCAGAGUGCGUCUGCUGCCACCCAGAACAUCAUUCCUUAUCGAGUGUUUGCCCCAGUGUGCCUUGAGGGUGCCUGCCGAGAGGCCCUGCUGUGGCUGAUCCCCUCUUGCCUCUCAGCUGCACACUCUGUCCUGGGAACACACCCUUUCUCCAGGCUGGACAUACUUAUUGUCCCCACCAACUUCCCAAGUCUGGGAAUGGCCAGCCCACACAUCAUCUUCCUCUCUCAGAGCACCUUGACAGGCACAAGCCAUCUCUGCGGGACCCGUCUUUGCCAUGAAAUUGCUCAUGCCUGGUUUGGCCUAGCCAUAGGGGCCCGAGACUGGACAGAGGAGUGGCUCAGCGAAGGAUUUGCCACUCACUUGGAAGAUAUAUUUUGGGCUGAAGCACAGCAGCUGCCCCCACAUGAGGCCCUGGAGCAGCAAGAGCUGAGGGCUUGCCUGCGCUGGCACCGCCUGCAGGAUGAGCUUCAGAACUCCCCAGAGGGAAUGCAGGUGUUAAGACCCAACAAAGAGAAGACUGGUCACGUGAGUGCUUCAGGUGCCUCUGUUGUCAAGAAUGGACUCAACCCAGAGAAGGGCUUCAUGCAGGUUCAUUACUUAAAGGGCUACUUCCUUCUUCGAUUCCUAGCCAGAACACUUGGAGAGGAAACUUAUUUUCCAUUUUUAAGAAAAUUUGUGCACCUGUUUCAUGGGCAGUUGAUUCUUUCCCAGGAUUUUCUUCAAAUGCUGUUGGAGAGCAUUCCAGAAAACAAAAGGUUCGGCCUGUCUGUUGAGAACAUCGUCGGUGAUUGGCUUGAGUGUCCCGGAAUACCCAAGGCACUGCAGGAGGAGCGCAAGGCCAAGGACUGCUCGCCGAGUAGGCUGGUACGGCAAGUGGGCUCCGAGGUGGCCAAAUGGAUUCGAGUGAACCGAAGACCCGGAAAACGCCAACGAAGGAAACGUGAAGCCGCCUUUGAAAAGCUUUCUCCAGACCAGAUCGUGUUGCUUUUGGAGUGGCUCUUAGAGCAGAAGACCCUGAGCCCCCAGACAUUGCAUCGUCUCCAGCAGACGUACCAUCUCCAGGAGCAGGAUGCAGAGGUUCGCCAUCGAUGGUGUGAACUGGUUAUUAAGCACAAGUACACAAAGGCAUAUGAUCAGGUCAAGAGGUUCCUACAGGAGGAUCAGGCCAUGGGCAUAUACCUCUACGGGGAGCUGAUGGUGAGUGAGGAUGCCAGGCUGCAGCAGCUUGCCCACCGGUGCUUUGAGCUGGUAAAGGGACACAUGGACAAAGCAUCCGCCCAGGUGGUGACCGAAAUGCUGUUCUAAAGAGGUAAUUUUCUUUCUUUCUCCUCCUAACCCUCCAUGUUGAUUUGAAAGCCACAGAUGAGCCAAGGCCGCCACAGCACCAGAGGGCUGCCAAGCGGUCUUGGGGAGCAAGCAGGGUGGGUCCCCAAGAACAGGAAGGCUCAGGAUCUCUGGAGCCACCUCGUCUUCUGGAUAUACUGGUGUAAAACAGGUUCCUACUAAAGGAGGAACAGCCCCCUGGUACCUUGGAUUCUGCACAGAUCCACAGGCUUCUCAGGGUCAAGGUCAGCACAGUGGUCCGCAGCCUCGCUGCUCCAAGCUUCGGCCUGCAGGCGUUUCUCCUAGAGGCUGUGUAAACCUGAGACUCCUUGGCCUCUUGUCUCCCCGACCUGUAAAGUAGGCAGCAGCGUGUUCUUACACAUCCCCCUUGCUCAGUGACCGGUGAGGUAGACAGCAGGUCUUCUUUGCCUGUCCACCCAGGUGACACUGGCAUCCUAAGGGCAAGUCUGUUUCCAUCUGGUGCUGGAACAGGGUUUACCCUGGCUCCCAGAGUCCUUGCCUGUGCUGUUACCUUCCCCCUCUAGCCAACUUGUUGACCAGUAGUGUAGUUGAGCCACAAAGCAUGGAGUUCUGGGACACAAGUGUGGGUUAGUGUGUUUCUUUCACAGUCAUGUCAUCUCUGCAUCUUCUUUCUCAGUUAUUGUCAUGGUGGUACAUAUGAUGUUUACUUUUCGUAUAUUUUUUAAAUUUUACAUCAAUCACUGUGUUACUGUUGUUCUCUGUGAGUACUAUUAUGAAUGUUUAGAAUUGUGUUGCUAAUCUUAACUCUUGGUCAGGCAUUAAAUUUACAUUUUCACAUUUCACUUUUACAAAACCCACUCCUGUGUACUAUGUUUAUUUUGUUUAUGUGAAAGAACUAAUCUUAUGAAGGGGAAGCAUGUUUACUGAAAUAUGAUGGUGUUCUUGCGGAAAUGCUGGGGACCGCCAUAGUUGAGCAGAGGAGAGUGUGGGGUGGAGUAAGCCUGCACACCACGACCUAGGACGGUGGCCUGUGCAAGCAGGCAGGUUCGGCUGGGCUCCUCUCCACUGCCUGCUGCAGGCAUUUCUCUAGGAACUUGUAAGCUCAGGGAUUGUUGGUGUGGUGUGUAAGGUCACAAUAAAGCCACUAUUCUGUCUUCCGGUCCUUUGGCCUUCACUUUGGAGAGCCAGAGUCAGAUAGUGGUACGAGCGACUCUUCUAAGGGUAUUUUUGGCCCCUGUGCAAGCAAAUCCUCAACUUCCAAGCUCCCCUGAGAACUCUAUGCUGUACCCCAGCUCAUCCAACCAAAUGCUUGGUCACAGCAGCUCCAGAAACUCUCUGCACACCAUGCCUACUGAGAAGAGUUUCCUAUCCAAGGGGCCCAUAGACAUCUCAGGCCAUUAAAAAUCUGCAGUUUGAGAACAGGGUGUGUCCCCAGGGUUAAAGGUCACAUACUCAGAGCGAGGAUUGGUCAUGUAGCUGAUAAGUGUGUCCUUUGUCUCCUGGUUCCCUAUGCUCCUCUAUACAGUGCAGCUAGCAUGCUGGAUGACAGCAGGCUACAUACACUGCUAGCGUGGUGGGCUCAGAGGCGGUGUGGAGGACACUCAGCGCAUGUGGAUGGGAGUGGUUGGGCAUGGCGCUGCCCUCACCUGCUCUGGCUGCUUGGGUUCCUGGCAUGCUGAUUUGUGACUUGAGAUUAAAAUCACAUUGCCAGGGAUUACCACGCAACCAUGACCUUGGCUGCUCCUGCAGAACCGUGGCUACUUUCUCUCUGCAGUUUGGAGAACAGAGGCACCUUGUGGCUCUUUGGGAAAAAAAAAAAAAAAAAAGAAGCCACCAGCCUUCGAAGAUGCUCACCAGCCCUUUAAUUAUGGCCGGCGAUGACCUCUCUAACAAGGUGCAGAGCUUAGCUGAUUGGUGAACAGUGAUUGGUUUCCGCUUUGUUCACAGUGGCUAAGUUCUGCACCUGAAGAGAAGGUGAGAUGGGGACAGUUAACUUGCAGCUGCCAGGCAGAGGCCACUGCCUGGUGGUCACUCCAGAGGAGGAGAGACCAGCCUGCCUCAAGGCUGUGUUGUCAAGAGUGCAAGCAGCGUGCUGACCACCCUUAAAUGUGCCUACAGAAAAUACAGAUCUACUGCUAAUUAGUCCACUGUAAUAUCAAGUGUAUUGGAGUCACAGAAAACUAAAACCAGAUGCAUCACAAAAGCUGAGCGGAGUCUCAGCUGAUGCCACACGUGAGGGUGGGGUUGGGGGUGGUUCUUUUGUCCCUGCUGGGCGUGGUGAACUCUUUCUUGUAUUUGCAGUCCAGGUCUCCAUGUCUUCACAGUCGCUGGCAGGAUGAUGCCCAGGGCACGCCAGGAGGCACUGCCCAGCUGUGAUUGGACCCGCCCUCCGGUGCCUACUGAGCUGAUAUCAGUUCUCAUUUCACACACUGGCUCAGUUCAGCAGGAACAGGAGUCGAGCCCUUGAGCAAAAAGCCUACCCAUCUGUAAGUGCCUGAGGCAGGCCUCCCACGGACAAGAAGAUGAAGGGCCUUGAGUGUCUGGUACCAGACCCAACAGCAGUGGUAUCCCUCUGUAUGUGCUCUUGAGGUGGGGAUUUAUAGAGUGCAGAUCAAACUUUGGAAAGAUUGCAUUCCCUAGAAGUAAGGCAGAGCAGAAGCCGAGCGUUUGCCAUGUGUUUGAGACAGAGCACACCCUGUUGUCUGCUGCCUUGAGCAGUGUGAAUGCUGUCUUAAGGGCUUUCUGUAGAGCCGCCUUCCAUUGAAUCUCUCUGGGCUUCACAGCCCUGCAUGGCCUAUGCUGUGACUGUGCACCCCAGGUCGAGGAUUGUGAGGCGUGGCUUCAGUCUUGUCCCUGUCCUCCCUGAAAGUUCCCUCUCAAGUGGAGGUCAGAGGCUAGGAGAACUCCUGUCAGAAUGACUGUGGUGACUGGGUAAUAAAUUUUAUUGCUGUUUCCUUCACAGGACAGAUCACAGUGAGAUUCUCUUUCAUACACCUUCUCCUAGCCCUGGUGGGGCCAGGACUGCAUUGACCCUGGACAUCAAAGGGAAGAUUAUGUGGCUGCUAAGGCCAUCAGCCCACAGCAGCGGUUGGUCCAGCUUGGGCUUCUGGCUCCCAGAGCCCGGGCUCCCGUGGCAUAUAUAAAAGGCGGAGCCUCAUAAACUGUUGCACCUGGCAGCUGCCUUUGUCCCCAGUCCUAGAGACCGAGUCUACACACUGGAAUUGAGCUGUGACUUGAAGGCAGUCCUUCAAAAGAAUGAAGGAUACCCUCCCCUAGGCAGAUGGAGAACCGACUGCCUGCUUCCUGUGAUUGCAAGCACUAGCUGCCAUGCUCUGGGACUGCAGAAUCACAUGACACCUCCUGUGGCUGGCCCCCAAGGACUCUGCAGAGACCCUUUGAUGUGUUCAGUCAAUAGAGCAUUCCUGUUUUUGAAAAUGCAGGGAAGCCUAAGAUGUCUUAAUAAAGUACCGGAUUUGCUGGUGUUCCA